Messenger RNA from Carya illinoinensis, 1446 nucleotides. RefSeq lists its product as uncharacterized. NCBI's taxonomy places the organism in Eukaryota, Viridiplantae, Streptophyta, Magnoliopsida, Fagales, Juglandaceae. The transcript has a single exon. The coding region runs from base 1 to 1446 and encodes 481 amino acids. The record is from RefSeq and is a predicted model, not a curated record.
AUGGAGAAACUUCAGGAGAUGUGGGAAACUUUUCAGUUGAAUGAUGAAGAAGGGGAGGCAAUAGAGCUUGAGGAGGAAGGUAGUUCGGAAGUGCAGAGAAAGGGUGAACGCAGUUUGAUUGGUAAGAUAUGGUCGGAGAGGGUGAUCGGGAAGAAUAUAGUCGAAAAUACUAUGGGCAGGGUGUGGAGGCUAAGUAAACCAGCCAUUUUCACAGAAGUGGGACGUAAUGUUUUUGUGAUUACCUUCGCUACUCAUGCUGAUAAGAACCGAGUGGAGAGUGGGCGUCCAUGGCUGUUUGAUGGUAACAUUUUUGUUAUGAAUGUGUUUGAUGGGUAUACUCCCUUGGGUCACAUGUCAUUUGAUAAGGCAGCAAUGUGGGUGCAGUUCCAUAAUUUACCAUUGGCAGGAAUGUCUAAGGAGUGUGGGAUUAGGCUCGGAAGCUCGCUAGGGGAGGUGGAGGAGGUGGAGGAGGUGGAAGUGGAUGUGGAUGAUGUGGGAUGGGGGUCUUUUCUUAGAGUGAGGAUCUGUUUGGAUCUAACAAAGCCUCUAGCACGAGGUCGUACCAUUAAACUGCAAGGAGUUCAAACAUGGGUCCCGAUUACUUAUGAAAAAUUGCCACGGUUCUGCCUUGAUUGUGGAAGGAUUAUCCAUGGCGAGAUGAAGUGUAACUCUGCUGCUGGAAUUAAAAGUGAUACCAAACAGUUUGGUAGUUGGCUGCGCGCGGAUGGAGGAGUACGUAGAUUUCCAUAUAGUCCUCGCCGAGGAGAUACCAUGGCUGGUAAGAGUAGAUCAUCGGAGGAAGGCCAGCCGGAGGGGUCGAAGGAGGGAGACAACAGUGCUGUUAAUGUGAAUCGUAACGGUGCUGAUUUUCAGGAACCGUUUGAUCAGAAUGGCGAAUAUUCAGGACCUUUUGAUUGCGGAGUGAAGAAUUCUAAUGAGGUGGCAGGAGGCUUGAUGGCUGAAGCUGAUUUUGUGGGAAGGACUUCGGAUCAGAUGACUCGUCGCGAUUAUGGCAUUUCAGUUACGCAGGUCUCGGAGGCUGAAGGUAACGGUAAUUUGAAUGUAAUACGUGUGGAGUCUUCUGUGGUGGGCCAGGUGACAGUUGAGGCCUCUCAAGCCCAUGUUUCUAUUGGUAACCAAGCCCAGUUGCCUGCUGGAACAAUACAUCCUCCGAGAAGAUCUACUCGAUCAACCUGGAAAAAACGUGCUAGAGCCACAGGUAUGAGUACUUUGUCACAGAAUGCUAAUACCUGUAGGAAAAGGCAGGCUGAUAAUGGUGACAAGGCUGUUUACACAAACUUUGUGCAUGAUAAUAAAAAGAAAUUAAAACUGGCAGAGAUGGAUGUAAGAGGGAAAGGAAAGAUAGGAGAAAGUAUGGUUAAGCAGGUUGGUGAGAAUAAGUUGACAUUGGCAGAGGCUGUUAUACAGCCCUGCCGACCUCAAUGA